UCCCCUUCAUCUUCUUCUCCUUGUCUAGAAAUCGUAGAGUGAGAAAAUGGCCAAGUCUCUGCUUCUCUCUCCUCUCUCUCCUCUCUCAUCAUCUCCAAUCGAGAUGGGCAGUGGAGCAUAUCUUCAAAGCUCAUCUUUUGUACACAAUACAAAGCUCAUAUUUGGUGUUUCCUCAUCAAAAAAGAUUCUUCAUAAGUGUUGUUUUAGGCCUGUUUCAGCUUCUGCUAACUCUUUUGACCACAUUCCUAAGCAAUUCAGACAAGAGAAUCUUAAAGAUGGAUUGAUGGACAAUUACAACAAUGCCCCAAAACAUCUAUAUGGCCUCAGUCCUUCACAGAUGGACAUGUUCAUGACUGAAGAUAAUCCUGUCCGUAGGCAGUCGGAAAAAGUUACAGAGGAAAGCAUAUCCUCUUCCCAAAACUAUAUAAAUCACGGGGGUAUGUGGAGUUUAUCAGGUAUUGAUGGAACUGGAAGGGGACCUUCUAAGUAUGGUAUGAGUGUGAGCAUGUACCGCGGAGGAGGAGGCAGAGGAAAUGGGAGGCCUAGAUCCGCUCCUCCGGAUCUGCCAUCUCUUCUAUUAGAUGCUCGAAUCUGCUACCUAGGCAUGCCUAUUGUACCAGCAGUUACAGAGCUUCUUGUUGCUCAGUUUAUGUGGUUGGAUUAUGAUAAUCCAUCAAAGCCUAUAUAUCUUUACAUUAAUUCAUCAGGGACACAGAAUGAGAAGAUGGAAACAGUCGGAUCUGAAACAGAGGCAUACGCGAUUGCAGACACAAUGGCUUAUUGCAAAUCCGAUGUUUAUACUGUGAAUUGUGGCAUGGCUUUUGGUCAAGCAGCCAUGCUUUUAUCGCUCGGAACCAAGGGUUAUCGUGCCAUGCAGCCAAAUUCCUCCACAAAAUUAUAUCUUCCCAAAGUCAACCGCUCAAGCGGUGCAGUCAUAGAUAUGUGGAUUAAGGCGAAAGAACUAGAUGCAAACACAGAGUAUUAUCUUGAGCUCCUAUCAAAAGGAAUUGGGAAGCCAAAGGAAGAAAUCGAGAAAGAUAUCCAGCGACCCAAAUAUAUGCAAGCUCAGGAGGCAAUUGAUUAUGGUGUUGCAGACAAGAUAAUUGAUUCUAGGGAUAAUGCCUUUGAAAAACGGGAUUAUGAUAGCAUACUGGCACAAUCGAAGGCUAUGAGGGGUAGAACAGCAGGCAACCCUCAGGCUGCUCCUUCUGGAUUUAGGUAAUUAAUAUGCAGUUGUGGGCCAAUCCUUGAUGUCGAAGUGUUAUAGGCGGUCAAGUUUUUGGGUUCCAGUGGCUUAUCAGUGGGCACAAACAGGUACUACGUUGUGACAUGAGCAAAGGUUCUCUAAGUGUAGACAUGUAUUGCUAAUUCAUUACAUGUGGUAAAAUAUGGACUUCUACAACAAUUCACUUUGUAAAUCUACUGAUGAUCCUAACCGUCCUUUUGCUGUAUAAUCUGUCAUCAAGUUAUAUGUGGCUUCUUGGAUUUUA
Messenger RNA from Daucus carota subsp. sativus, 1490 nucleotides. Its product is annotated as ATP-dependent Clp protease proteolytic subunit-related protein 1, chloroplastic. Gene Ontology annotation, biological process: protein quality control for misfolded or incompletely synthesized proteins. Lineage: Eukaryota; Viridiplantae; Streptophyta; Magnoliopsida; Apiales; Apiaceae. The record is from RefSeq and is a predicted model, not a curated record. The transcript has 9 exons. The coding region runs from base 47 to 1222 and encodes 391 amino acids. Gene Ontology annotation, molecular function: serine-type endopeptidase activity; ATPase binding; ATP-dependent peptidase activity. Gene Ontology annotation, cellular component: endopeptidase Clp complex.